AUGAAGAUCGACGGAAGACUCUUUCUUGUUACUGGAGGGGUUUCAGGCCUUGGGCUUGCUACUGUAGAGAAGCUUGUAGCCAAUGGAGCAUACGUUGCCAUUAUGGAUGUUCACGAUAAAGAGGAUGUUGCAGGUCGGCUAGGGUCAAAGGCUCGAUUCUACAGAGUGGAUGUCUCGAAUUCUAGCGAUAUUACAGCCGCUAUCACGAAGAUCUUGUCAUGGAAGCGUGACAUAACGAGAUAUAUUGGGGGAGUUGUUUGCUGUGCAGGUAUACUCGGCCCUGCUAAAAUCCUUGGAAAGGAUAAUACACCAUUCUCAAUAGAGUCCUUCAAGAAGGUGCUUGAUAUCAAUGUUGUUGGCACAAUCGAUGUGAUACGGCAACUACUGCCUCAUAUCGCAAUUCAAGAAAAGGAUGAGGGCGGAGAAAGAGGGGUCGUGAUCACAGUGUCAUCUGCAGCAGCUUUUGACGGUCAACCCGGUCAGGUCGCAUAUAGCGCAGCGAAGGGAGCAAUCGCAUCGUUGACAUUGCCAAUGGCAAGAGAUCUGGCGAGGCACGGUAUUCGCGCUGUAUCGAUAUCUCCUGGUCUGUUUGAGACGGGCAUGACAACCAACAUGCCUGUGAAGGCAAAAGAAAGUCUCCAGCGAGUAUUAGAGUUCCCAGAUCGGGCUGGACGUCCGUCUGAAUUUGCGGGUUUGGUUCAACAUAUCUUGGAGAACUCAUUUUUGAAUGGCACUGUGCUGAGAAUUGAUGGAGCGACCCGAAUGCCCAGUCGGAUAUGA
Pseudogymnoascus verrucosus is the source of this 780-nucleotide messenger RNA. RefSeq lists its product as uncharacterized. The record is from RefSeq and is a predicted model, not a curated record. The coding region runs from base 1 to 780 and encodes 259 amino acids. The transcript has 3 exons. Lineage: Eukaryota; Fungi; Ascomycota; Leotiomycetes; Thelebolales; Thelebolaceae. Gene Ontology annotation, molecular function: oxidoreductase activity.